Oikopleura dioica is the source of this 741-nucleotide messenger RNA. Lineage: Eukaryota; Metazoa; Chordata; Appendicularia; Copelata; Oikopleuridae. The record is from the annotation of a GenBank genome assembly.
AUGGCAUCAAUAUCGAAAAUUCUCGAGCUAGACGACCGCGCGUCCUCCAAAUCCCCCGCUUCAUCCGACAAUGGAUUCGAAUCCUUCGAAGCGACAAGCUCUCCCGAGCAUCAUCAAAACCUCACCAAAAUCUCGACCGAGUCUGGCUCGGAUUCCGGCCGCGUUUCUUCCGUCGAAGACUAUGCAAUGAAGGUUGAUUCAAUGGAUUCUGACGAGAUCGGCGGAGCGUCGCCAAUUUCAAACUCGAAAAAUUUCCGACCUUGGGAAGUUGAAUCCUCCAAGCCGCAAGAAUCACGUGUGCCAGAACUCGGCCUUCACAACAACCCCUUCGGCCUAGGAGCGAUCGCCCCGCCUCUCGGUGGAAUACCAAAUCUCUUCCAUGGUCUUCUCCCCGGUCUUCAAACGUUUCCAACAGCAGCUCCGAGUUUUGGCCAUCAGUUGGCGCUACAGAACUUUUUGCAACAGUCGCAGAACUACAUGGCGCAUCAAAAGGCAUUGGCUGCUUUGCGCUUGAAAUCGGAAUUCGAGCAAUUUUCCGGGGCACGAAAGUCUGCCCAACGUCAGGAUGCUUGGCAGUCAGGCGUCAUCCCAGGAACCCCACCCAUCGCUAGCAGCUUUCCUCAUCUUCCAGCAAAAACUCCAGAGCCAGCGAAUCUUCAAAGCCGCGAAAUGAAAAAGAGCAAGGAUGAAGACAACGAUGAGAACGCAAAAAUCGCGAAGACGAAAAAGAACCUGGAGUGA